This is a messenger RNA of Trichomycterus rosablanca, 1886 nucleotides long. It is a transcript of the gene rac1b, whose product is annotated as Rac family small GTPase 1b. NCBI's taxonomy places the organism in Eukaryota, Metazoa, Chordata, Actinopteri, Siluriformes, Trichomycteridae. Bases 302 to 880 code for a protein of 192 amino acids. Gene Ontology annotation, molecular function: GTP binding; protein kinase binding; GTPase activity. The record is from RefSeq and is a predicted model, not a curated record. The transcript has 6 exons. Gene Ontology annotation, cellular component: cytoplasmic vesicle; cytoskeleton; dendritic spine. Gene Ontology annotation, biological process: regulation of cell shape; establishment or maintenance of cell polarity; cortical cytoskeleton organization.
UGCGUGUGUGUGUGCGUGCGCGCUCGGUUGUAAGGGUGGUGCCUGUAAACUUUACGGUUCUCUCCCCGGUUCAGUCAGGUAUCGCUGCUGGAAUGUUCUAACCUAGCAAAAAGUCUGUUUUGUGAUUGAUUAUCAGGUAUUUUGAACAGUUGUGGGGUUUUAUAUUGAGUUUCUGUUGAUUAAUUCGGGCAGCGUGUGAAGACUCGGAUUAUCCGGUUGUUAGUUAGCAGUGUGGCUAAUCAGUAAUUAGCCUGUUAGCUCUGUGCAAAGCCACGCUCGGUUCUAUAGGAGAAACGCCCGGAUGCAGGCCAUAAAGUGUGUGGUGGUGGGAGACGGGGCUGUUGGUAAAACAUGCCUUCUGAUCAGCUACACCACCAAUGCAUUUCCUGGAGAAUACAUCCCCACAGUGUUCGAUAACUAUUCUGCAAAUGUUAUGGUGGAUGGCAAACCAGUCAAUCUGGGUUUGUGGGAUACAGCAGGACAGGAAGACUACGACAGACUCCGUCCUCUCUCCUACCCUCAGACAGAUGUGUUUCUGAUCUGCUUUUCCCUUGUGAGUCCUGCAUCAUUUGAAAAUGUUCGUGCAAAGUGGUACCCAGAAGUGAGACACCACUGUCCCAACACUCCAAUCAUCCUGGUGGGAACCAAGCUGGAUCUAAGGGACGAUAAGGACACCAUUGAAAAGCUGAAGGAGAAGAAGCUUACGCCAAUCACUUACCCUCAGGGCCUGGCCAUGGCCAAAGAAAUAGGAGCUGUCAAAUAUCUGGAAUGCUCGGCUCUAACACAGCGUGGUCUGAAGACAGUGUUCGAUGAGGCUAUCCGAGCUGUCCUCUGCCCUCCCCCUGUGAAGAAGAGGAAGAGAAAAUGCUCCUUGCUGUAGAUGCCGAGCAGAGCCUUGCUGUAUUUUGAAGACGAGGGUUGAGACUGUACUCGUCCUCAUUUCUUUGUUCUUUGCCUACCAGUAAUUUUUUUUCAUCUUCAGACAGCUGAACCUGAUUUGUAGAUGUAGAACGGGACAGAUGGACCUCAAAUCCGUGUUCCUUUUCACAUACCUAUAAGAGUUAAUGCAGCCUUGAAACGUUUUUUUUGUUGUUGUUGUAACAUUAAGUUCCUUACUGUUCACUUUAGGAGCUAGAUGGUUUAUGUUCAAUGGAAUGACUGUAUUGCCAAACACAAUACACACAGCAAACACUACCAACUUCUGUUGAAUUUACUAGACUUGAAAGAUGACUCUUUAAAUAAUAUUUAGUCUCUGUAAGACCUGACACUAGAGAAAAAGGUUAUGUAUUUGUAUUACUGUCUGUUUCGCACAUUUCAUACUGUAAAUCAUAAGGCUUUGAUUAGUGCUAGCAUAGCUUCAGUGUUCAAGUGCUUUAUAUAGGCACAAAUAUACCUCUAUACUUCAACUAAUUCUUUCUAGUAAAUCCAAACAAAAUCUUUAACUAGCUACUGUAUAAACAAUUCUGUUUUUAGUUAUGAGCCUUUAUGUAUAGCAAAUGACAUUAUUUUAGGCAAAAUACUUUAACCAUUUUGGUGGAUUCAUAAUACUCAUAAAAUUGUGUAUUUUGAUGACAUUCAGUAAGAUCACUGUGGAUUUCUUUUAGUCACAAAAGGCAACACUACUGUCUGAUCACUUUUUUUUUAAUAUUGUAUUUUCACUAUAGCCAACCAUAUUUUACUAAAGUUUACUUUAACAUUAAACUCUCCUGUCCAAGUGAUUUUUUUCUUAAUCAAGUCGGUGUCCUGCCUAACGACAUUAAAGUCUCAUUUGCUUUUUUCCUUGAAUGACUGUCCCACAACACAAGAAUGUACAUGUGAUGUUGCUGUUUGUAGUUAGUCAACAUUGUAACCUUCUUUAGAAUAAAUAAUCUCAUUCACUUGUUUUA